AUGACUAGGAAGAAGGUGAAGCUUGCUUUCAUUGAGAAUAAUACUGCAAGGAAAACAACUUACAGUAAAAGGAAGAAAGGUUUAUUGAAAAAGGUCGAUGAAAUAUCAACCCUUUGCGGUAUCGAUGCUUGUGCGAUAGUUUAUGGCCCAUACGAUCCUCAACCUGAGAUCUGGCCAUCUCCGUCGGGAGUUGAAAAGGUGCUUACGAAAUUCAAGACAGCGCCUGAGUCUGAUCAAAGCAGAAGGAUGGUGGAUCAAGAGAGUUUUCUGAAACAAAGAACUGGGAAGGCUGAAAAGCAACUUAAAAGGUAA
Messenger RNA from Vicia villosa (hairy vetch), 312 nucleotides. Its product is annotated as agamous-like MADS-box protein AGL80. The coding region runs from base 1 to 312 and encodes 103 amino acids. Gene Ontology annotation, molecular function: DNA-binding transcription factor activity, RNA polymerase II-specific; protein dimerization activity; RNA polymerase II cis-regulatory region sequence-specific DNA binding. Gene Ontology annotation, biological process: positive regulation of transcription by RNA polymerase II. NCBI's taxonomy places the organism in Eukaryota, Viridiplantae, Streptophyta, Magnoliopsida, Fabales, Fabaceae. The transcript has a single exon. The record is from RefSeq and is a predicted model, not a curated record.